Molecule: messenger RNA, 1634 nt
Organism: Bolinopsis microptera
Lineage: Eukaryota; Metazoa; Ctenophora; Tentaculata; Lobata; Bolinopsidae
Product: protein disulfide-isomerase A6 homolog
Exons: 9
Coding region: 4-1341 (445 amino acids)
Biological process (GO): response to endoplasmic reticulum stress
Cellular component (GO): endoplasmic reticulum lumen
Molecular function (GO): protein-disulfide reductase activity; protein disulfide isomerase activity
Source: RefSeq, a predicted model, not a curated record
GUCAUGUUAUUGGUGGCAGUGUCACUUCUCAUUGGAAGUGUGUCCUGUUUCUAUUCCACUGGAGAUAGCGUGGUGGUGUUGAAUCCAGCAAACUUUGACGACAAAGUUAUGAACAGCGAUUCUAUUUGGGUUGUCGAGUUUUACGCACCAUGGUGUGGACACUGCAAAGCUUUGACUCCAGAAUGGAAGAAAGCUGGUAAAGCCCUCAAAGGGAUUGUGCAGAUUGGAGCAGCCGAUGUGGACCAGCACAAGGAACUUGGAAGCAAAUUUGGUAUUCAAGGAUUCCCAACUAUCAAAAUAUUUGCUGGAAACAAGAAUAAGCCAGUAGAUUACAAGGGACCAAGGACUGCAGCUGGUGUCAUACAAGAAGCUCUUAGACUGGCAACAGUACUUGCAAACGACCGAUUAGCGGGAAAAGGUGACAGCAGCAGUGGUGGUAAGAGCGGGGGUAAGAGCGGUGGCAACAAGAAGGGAAACCCUGCCGAUGUAGUCGAAUUAACCAGCUCUAUUUUCAACAAAGAGGUGUUGGACAGUAAGGAUAUGUGGCUGGUAGAAUUCUACGCUCCCUGGUGCGGGCACUGUAAGAAGUUAGCUCCCGAGUGGGCUAGCGCUGCUACAUCACUCAAGGGAAAAGUAAAGCUUGGUGCUGUGGACGCUACCCAGUUCGGGGAUCUUGCUCAACGAUACGGUGUCAAAGGAUAUCCCACUAUCAAGUAUUUCCCGGCUGGAGCUAAGUUGGACGCGGAAGAGUAUGACGGGGGCAGGACUGCAGGAGAUAUUGUGUCCUGGGCUGAGGCUAAACUGGAAGUGUUCGCUGAACCUCCCGAGAUAAGAGAGUUGUUGAACGAUGAAAUGUUUGCGGAAGAGUGCCGAGAGAAGGGGAUAUGUCUGAUCAGUAUCCUGCCUGAUAUCUUGGAUACAGGUGCUGAAGGAAGAAACAAUUACCUCACCACCCUCAAGGAGCUCGGUGAUAAAUAUAAGAAAAGGAAGUGGGGAUGGGCAUGGAGUUUUGCUGGAGAACAAGACAAACUUGAGGCUGCAAUUGAGGUCGGAGGCGCUGGUUACCCUACCAUAGUCGCCCUGAACAUCAAGAAAAACGCUGUUCUUCAUCACAGAGGUGGUUUCAGCAAGGACAGUAUCAACGAGUUCCUCCAGUACGUUAUUGCUGGACGUAUAGCUCCUGCUGUUCUAAGAAAGGACGUUCCUAAGUUGAGGAAAGCAACACCAUGGGACGGCAAAGAUGGACAGAUGCCAGAAGAGGAAGAUUAUUCGGAUCUGGAUGAUGUGGACCUGGACGAUAUUCCUGUUGACGAGGAGGGAUCUGGUCACUCGGAGCUCUAAUGCUCGGCCUGCGCUCUAAAUUAAAAGAUUAUUAGCAGUUUUAUUCGCUGUGUUGACGUACUUUUAACAUUUGGUUUCUUAAAUAAAUUCUUAAGGGGAGAGGAAGCUUCUAGUAUUUAUGAUUGAUAUUGCUGAUAUAAAUAGAUAAAUACACUAUAUUGCUUAUAUAUGUAUAAAUACACUAUAUAAAUGCAUGUUUUGUUCAGACGAAUAGGUUGGCUCUGUUUCGAUAUUUUAUUUUAUUUUCCAUUGUAAUAUUUGAAGUUUAUAUUCCACUGAAAAAAGAAAUUAAA